This is a messenger RNA of Paracoccidioides brasiliensis Pb18, 2262 nucleotides long. RefSeq names its product glutamate decarboxylase. Gene Ontology annotation, biological process: L-glutamate catabolic process. The record is from RefSeq and is a predicted model, not a curated record. Gene Ontology annotation, cellular component: cytosol. The transcript is spliced from 6 exons. The coding region runs from base 1 to 2262 and encodes 753 amino acids. Gene Ontology annotation, molecular function: pyridoxal phosphate binding; glutamate decarboxylase activity; nucleic acid binding.
AUGAUUGAGUGUGUUUCAGCAGAUGGUGAGGUAUUGAAUCCCUUCAUCAUCAUGAAAUUCAAAACCCAACUUGAAGAUUGGUAUACACAAAGCAACCUACCAGGUGGAUAUACAAUUGUGACAUCAGAUACUGGCUAUACCAAUGAUGAGAUUGGCUUUGCAUGGAUUCAGCACUUUAAUGAGGCCUCUAAACUGCUUAAGCUAGAUUCAAAGGUCCCUGACUACCCCAAGUUGCAAAUAUAUGGAGAAGACUUCUUUUUGCCACAAUCAAGCUGUUCAGAUACUGCUUCAUCACAGCUAUUCUCAUCCAAGACAAUUGAGAAGCUACAACAUCAUAUUCAAGUGGCAAAGAAGGGCAAUAUUUUCCAAGGCAGUCUUGUUCAGGUGGAACUCAAUGCUAUAAGAGAGAGUGAGAUUGAGGGUUACUACCUUGCAACCAAACACCACAGCACUAAAAAUACACAUCAGCAGGUUCAAGUAGGAGGUAUACUCACUGUCAGGGAUGUGAAUAGGAAGAUAGCACAAUGUAAAGAGGAGGAAGCAGAAAAAGAACAUUAUAAGAGAGUCAAACAUGUUGAGAUAGCUUUGAAGAAAAAUGUCACAGAUCCAACUCAACAAGAGGUUGAUGCCAACAAGUUGGUUGAGGAACUACGCAGCGAUCCGGAAAGGAGGAAAAGCGAGCGCAUCUGGACUGAGAGUGUCUCCGGAUCCAUGAUCCCGUAUCCCACGCGAUAUGCCAGCCGUGAGGAAAUACCCAGAUUCAAGAUACCGAAGGAAGGCGCGCCGGCGGAGGCAGUGCGUAGGAUGUUGAGGGAUCACUUGGAUCUGGAUGGGAUUCCAAAUUUAAACAUGGCUAGUUUUGUCGGCACGUAUAUGGAACGCGAAGCUGAAGAGCUUCUCUCGGAAAAUAUCAACAAGAAUUUGGCAGAUGCUGAUGAAUAUCCGGCACUGAUGGAGAUGCAUGCACACUGCGUUUCCAUGCUAGCAAACCUCUGGAAUGCUCAGCCUGGGGGUAAUGCAAUCGGUUCUGCAACGACUGGCUCUUCCGAAGCCAUUCACCUGGGCGGAUUGGCAAUGAAAAGACGUUGGCAAGAGAAACGAAGAGCUGCCGGAAAAGACAUCUCGAAACCCAACAUCAUCAUGGGCGCAAAUGCACAGGUUGCACUCCUUAAAUUUGCGAGAUACUUCGAAGUUGAGCCGCGAAUUCUCGACGUCUCUGAGAAAAGCCAAUAUAGGCUUGAUCCUGAACUGGUCAAAAGGAAUGUGGACGAAAAUACUAUCGGAGUCUUCGUUAUUUUAGGUAGUACAUAUACCGGUCAUUACGAACCCGUGGAGGAGAUUUCAAACAUACUUGAUGAAUACCAAGCGAAGACUGGUGAAGACGUGCCUAUCCAUGUCGAUGCAGCAAGUGGAGGGUUUAUUGCACCGUUCGCUUUCGCUCAGGUCGGAGGCUCCAAAUGGGACUUUUUGCUGCACCGGGUGAAAUCGAUCAACACAUCUGGCCAUAAAUUUGGCUUGGUCUAUGCUGGGCUUGGUUGGAUUAUUUGGCGGGAGAGAUCGUAUCUGCCAAAAGACCUCAUUUUUGAGCUUCAUUAUCUUGGCGGAACGGAAGAGACGUUUACCUUGAAUUUCUCCCGCCCCGGAAUGCAGGUGAUAGGACAGUAUUACAACUUCAUUCGCCUUGGCUUUAACGGGUACCGUGAAAUCAUGGAGAAUUGUCUGGCAAAUGCUAGGUUGCUGAGCAAGGCUCUUGAGAAAACAGGAUGGUUUGUGUGUGUUAGCGACAUUCAUCGAAAGAAGGGGAAUUUCAACCUUGGGCAGACGGCUGAGGAGCUUAAAGAAUUGUUGAAAACCGUGGAGGGUGAAACAUCGGCGGAUUAUAACGCCGGUCUGCCGGUAGUCGCGUUCAGACUCUCUGACGAGUUUCAAAAAAAAUACCCGGAUGUAAAGCAGGAGAGCAUCAGUUUGUUGCUUCGUGCGAAGCAGUAUAUCAUUCCAAAUUACCCACUCCCUCCAGCAGUGGACAAGACUGAAAUCCUGCGAGUAGUUGUCCGUGAAAGCAUGUCGGCAGAUCUCAUCGAUCGGCUUGUGGCGGACACCGUAGCUGUCACUGAAAAGCUCAUGGAAAAGCCAGUAGAUAUUGCCGCACUCCACACAGGAUCUACCUCAAUCGCCAGGCGACAUAUGGCUGCAAACCGGGAAGCGGGUGCAAAGGGAACGAGAAAGCACCACCCUAAUGGCAUCCACAGAAGCGUCUGUUAG